UAUUGCUAUUUUGAAUGAAUGAAAUGAAAUCUUGUUUUUUCUUCUUUUUUUUCUUUUGCCGGCUGCCAUCGCUUGAUCUGUUUGUAGAACAAUAAAACUAUUUUUAAAAUAAUCAGAUAAUACAAAAUAUUGAAAUGGAUGAAUGGGAUGACGAUGUUGCGGUUUCCACACCUGCCUACAACAACAAGAUAGACGAGGGCCACAGCUUAUCAAGAGGCAGGGGGUUCUCUUCAUUCGACAAUGAUGAUGAUCUGCACAAAGACAGUAAUGGCUUUGGGGAUCGGCGGGGUCGCGGGGGCCGAGGCGGGGGGCGCGGGCGCGGUGGCCGCGGGGGCCGGGGCGGCUUCAACCGCGACGGAGACACCAACGGAGGAGGAGGCGGCGACUUCGACGACGAAGACCGUGGUGACGGUUUCCGUGGCGAGCGAGGCCGUGGGCGCGGGCGGGGCGGGCGCGGGGGCGGGCGGGGCGGCCGCGACGGUGACGGCGGCGGCCGCUUCAACAACGACGACGACGACAGACCGCAGCCGGAACUAGACGAGAAUGGCGAACCCAAGAAGCCCCCAGUAACGUACGUGCCGCCCGAACCCACCGAGGACGAAGGAGAGAUCUUCGGCAGCUCCAUCAGCUCCGGCAUCAACUUUGAUAAGUUUGAUCACAUUGCCGUUAAGGUCAGUGGAGAGAACCCGCCUAAACCCAUAGACAGCUUCGAGACGGCCGGUCUGCGGAAGUACGUUCUGGACAACAUCCUCAAGUCGAAGUACACGAAGCCGACGCCCAUCCAGAAGCACGCCAUCCCCAUCAUCACCGAGGGCCGCGACCUCAUGGGCUGCGCGCAGACUGGCUCCGGGAAAACGGCUGCCUUCUUGUUGCCCAUCAUAAACAUCCUGCUGCAAGACCCGCGCGAACUAGUCGUGGGACCCAGUGGCUGCGCCCAACCUCAGGUAGUGAUAGUGUCCCCGACGCGCGAGCUGACGCUGCAGAUCUUCAACGAGGCGCGCAAGUUCGCGCACGGCUCCGUGCUCAAGAUCGCCGUCGCGUACGGCGGCACCGCCGUGCGCCACCAGGGGGAUAGCAUCGCUCGCGGCUGCCACAUCCUGGUGGCGACGCCGGGGCGGCUGCACGACUUCGUGGACCGCAACCGCGUGUCGUUCGAGAGCGUGCGCUUCGUGGUGCUGGACGAGGCCGACCGCAUGCUCGACAUGGGCUUCAUGCCCAGCGUGGAGAAGAUGAUGGAACACCCCAACAUGGCGCCUAAGAAUGACCGUCAAACGCUGAUGUUCUCGGCGACGUUCCCGGAGGACAUCCAGCACCUGGCGGCGCGCUUCCUCAACAACUACCUGUUCGUGGCGGUCGGCAUCGUGGGCGGCGCCUCGGCCGACGUCACGCAGGUCUUCCACGAGGUCACCAAGUACGAGAAGCAGGCCACGCUCAAGAAACUCAUCGAGGAUAAUGAGGGCAAACGCGUCCUAGUCUUCGUGGAGACCAAGCGCACGGCGGACUUCAUCGCGGCGAUGCUGUCGGAGCAGCAGCACCUGACGUCGUCCAUCCACGGCGACCGGCUGCAGCAGGAGCGCGAGGAGGCGCUGCACAACUUCAAGAGCGGCAAGCACUGCAUACUGGUGGCUACGGCCGUCGCCGCAAGAGGGCUUGAUAUAAAGAACGUGGACAUCGUGGUGAACUACGACCUGCCGAAGAGCAUCGACGAGUACGUGCACCGCAUCGGGCGCACGGGCCGCGUGGGCAACCGCGGCCAGGCCGUCUCCUUCUACGACUCGGAGAAGGACAGCGCGCUGCUCGCGGACCUCAGCAAGAUCCUGCGGCAGGCAGAGCAGAACGUGCCCGACUUCCUGCAGGGCGGCGGCGACUCCAGCUAUCGCGGCAGCAAGUACGGAGGCAGCGACGUGCGAGGGAAUGAAUGGAACUUCAACAGCGCAUCGGCUGCGACUGCUGGCAAUGAGCCCGAAGAAGAAUGGUAGACUUGUUAUAAUGAUGUGGACACUGCUAGUUUGUAAUGGUGCAACUGACGCUAACAAUACGGUGCUGCAACAGUGACAGUGGAGUGUGCUGGUCAUCCACCAAACUACAGAUAGACAAAAUGGCUUGCACAGCCAACUUAAGUGCUACUAAUUCGUUAGAAGAAGACUGCAUUAUACCUUGACAAGUAUUCCUAGAGUUAUAAUUUACUAAAUGUAUAGAAUAGGGUUUCACCAGUGUCAGCAUACUCCUAAUUGUUUGAUUUUAUAAUCUUUAAAUAAUUGUACUUACGUAAGUGCAAAAAAGUGUUUGAAACACUAUAGUUUUUUUUAAGUUUGAAUAUGUUAUGUUAUAUUUUUUUCUUUUUAUCUAGCAUUAAAUACUUAUGUAUCGCAUCGUUUUCCAUUGGCUAAUAUUAGCAUUAGCAAGUACUGUGAUGUUAAAUAUAAAGUUGCUCAUUUAAAAUUUUAAUAUAGUUGCAUUUAAUAGUUUAUAACUGCGUAAAAUUUUGCGUUAUCAUUAUCACUUACUAAAAAUUCAUUUGACAUUACAUAUUUCCCAUUUCAUGGUUUUCGUCAUGACAGAAUCUCAUUACUAGUAGAAAAACACUCAGAAAAUAUUAUAUAAGCUUUCUUUUAAACCGAGAUGUGGAAUCAUACAGGUUGUUACCGUACAAAUUAAAAUUAACAUGUACCUAAGUGGGUUAUAUUUUUAUUAACUGAUUAUUUUUAAAACAUUGUAUAAAUAAGGUCGCUAUUGCCAUAGUUGUAUAUGAGUGCAAAAUACGUUUAUUUUUUAUUGUUAUCAAAAGUUACAGGCAUCACUAAACUUUGGUAAUAAUGAUUAGUUUCCCUUUACCGUUUACCUAUGUACCUUCGAUUGUACCUGUUUUGAAUGGGCACAUUUUGAUUUGUUUUUGUGUGAAUGAAAAUAAACAUUCGCAGUUAA
Plutella xylostella (diamondback moth) is the source of this 2925-nucleotide messenger RNA. The record is from RefSeq and is a predicted model, not a curated record. NCBI's taxonomy places the organism in Eukaryota, Metazoa, Arthropoda, Insecta, Lepidoptera, Plutellidae.